UUCACACUGUCGUUGUUACAAGUGGUAAAAUAACACCCUCUUAUGCAUUCACAGUACCAGUCCUUACAGUGACAACAAUACAUAUUUAACAGACCGCCCGUUUGAAUCCAAAAACAGCGCUUUCCUAAAAUCUGACUGCUAUAACCAGGAAGUGCUGAGGGGGUCAUAUGAUUGUAGAAAAUGGCUGCGGUGCAGUGGCGAUCCAGGGGGCGCAACUAUGAGGCAGAGCUGCAGAGAUGUCGUCCUGAGGCUGCUCUGGUUGACUUUGGAGACUACCAUCCCCUCAAAUCCAUUAUGGUGACCGAUACAAAGACCCGCCGUGGGGCUCGUAAAGGCAGCACCUCCUCGUCUUCGUCCUCCUCCUCCUCGGCACCCCCGGACCCCCUCAGCUCCAUGCUGGAUGGGACCGACCCCCUCUCCAUGUUUGCAGCAGCCUCGGCCACUGAGACUCCUGCCAUGGCACACAGCGCCUCCGCAGGGGACCUGGGGAGGAAGAAGUGGGAGAAGGAGAAGGAGGAAGAGGUGGUGGGACCAGACUUUGAGCCCUGGUCCUUAAAACGAGGAGAGAUCCUGGCCAGGUUCACCACCACUGAAAAACUCUCAAUUAAUCUUUUCAUGGGUUCUGAUCGAGGAAAAGCUCCAAGUCCGGGAUCCUCCGCUGUGUCAGAGAAAGUUCGAACUCGCCUCGAGGAACUGGAUGAUCUGGAGGAGGGUUCCCAGAGAGAGCUGCUGAACCUCUCCCAGCAGGAUUACGCUAACCGCAUCGAGGAGCUGAACCAGUCCCUGAAGGAGGCCUGGGCCUCGGACCAGAAGGUCAAAGCCCUGAAGAUCGUCAUCCAGUGCUCAAAGCUUCUGUCCGACACCUCGGUGAUCCAGUUCUACCCCAGCAAGUUUGUUCUCAUCACCGAUAUCCUCGACACUUUCGGCCGCCUGGUGUACGAUAGAAUCUGGACCAUGUGUUCAGACCCACGACCCCUACCAGACUCGUUCACAGUCGACGAUGUGAAUGACACGGCCAAGGAGACGUGCCUCAACUGGUUCUUCAAGAUCGCAUCCAUCAGAGAGCUUCUGCCCAGAUUAUACGUCGAGGCUGCUAUUCUCAAGUGCAACCGCUUCCUGAACAAAUGCGGUAUUCAGGAGACGCUCCCUCGGUUGACAGCCAUGAUCAGAGGGAUCGGAGACCCCCUGGUGGCAGCGUACACCAGAGCUUACCUCUGCAGGGUGGGCAUGGAAGUCGCCCCCCACCUGAAAGACAGCCUGAACCGCAACUUCUUCGACCUGCUGGGCGCCUUCCGGCAGAUCAGCAGCGAGAGCGUCCAGAAACAGCUGGUCCUGCAGAGGGUGGAGGUGCCCGAGUACCUGACGCUUUAUUCCCCCGCCAUCAGCUGGAUCCUGCAGUGCAUCGCCUACAGAGCUCCAGAGCCUCUGCUGACGGAGAUGAUGGAGAGAUGCAAGAAGCUGGGGAACAAUGCUUUGCUCCUGAAUUCAGUUAUGAGGGCGUUCAGGCCAGAGUUUGUAGCAGCCAGAGCCACCGACUUCAUCGGUAUGAUCAAAGACUGCGACGAGGCCGGCUUCCCAAAGCAUCUGUUGUUUGGCUCUUUGGGCCGCAGCGUGGCCUGUGCCGACCCUCCAGAAUCGGAGAGACUGACGAUCCUAAAUGAGGCCUGGAAGGUUGUAACCAAAGUGCGCAGUCCUCAGGAUUACGUCAACUGCGCUGAGAUCUGGGUGGAGUUCACCUGCCGACACUUCUCAAAACGUGAGGUCAACACGAUUCUGGCUGACAUCAUCAAACACAUGACCCCUGACCGGGCGUUUGAGGACGCUUAUCCUCAGCUGCAGUCAGUGAUCAGGAAGAUCCUCACCUACUUCCACGACUUCUCCGUCCUCUUCUCCAUGGAGCGUUUCCUGCCGUUCCUGGACAUGUUCCAGAAGGAUAGUGUGAGGGUGGAGGUGUGCAGAUCCAUCAUGGAGGUCUUCAUCAGACACCAAGUGGAGCCCACCAGAGACCCAGUCAUCCUGAACGCCAUGCUGCACAUCUGCAAGACUAUGCACGACUCUGUCAAUGCUCUCACUCUUGAGGAUGAGAAAAGAUUGUUGGCUCUGCUGAUCAUCGGCUUCAUCCGCAUGGUGUGUUUUGGGCGUGACUUCGAGCAGCAGUUGAGUUUCUGUGUGGAGGCCAGAGCCACCUUCUGUAACCUGGAGUCAGUGAUGGUGCAGCUCAUCCAUACGGUGAACCAGCUGGCAAUGGAGACCAACCGGGUGAUGAGAGGGAGUCACUCCCGCAAAACGGCGGCCUUCGUCAGGGCGUGCGCUGCCUACAGUUUCAUCACCAUCCCGUCUCUCAGCAGCAUCUUCAGUCGUCUCAGCCUCUAUCUGCUGUCUGGUCAGGUUGCGUUGGCAAACCAGUGUCUCUCCCAGGCGGAUGCUUUCCUGAAGGCGGCGGUCAGUCUACUCCCGGAGGUCCCUCGCUCCAUCAGCGUGGAGGGGAAACUUCGAGGGUCCGAGAGCUUCCUGUUGGACUUCAUCAACAACUUCCUGGCUACGCUGCUGGUCGUCCCGGACCAUCCAGAGCAUGGCGUGCUCUACCUAGUGCGCGGUCUGCUCAACAUGAUCCAGGAUUACACCUGGGAGGACAACAGCGACGCCAAGGUGCGGGUCUACGUCAGCACUCUGCCCCUGCUGGCCGCCAUGAGCCAGGAGACCUACCUCUACUCCAUCCCUAAAGUGGACUCCAAUGAGACUCUUUACGGAGGAGACCCCAAGUUCCUAUUGGAGAUCAACAAGCUGAGCGAGACUCUGAUUGGACAGGUUCUGGACCAUCUGAAGGCACUCGGCCGGGACGAGCAGAGCACACGGCGUCAGGGCGCGCUGGCCUUCUCCCUGUUCGGCGUGCUGCUGGCUCACGGCGACCUGAGGAACAACAAGCUGAGCCAGCUGGCCGUCAACCUGUGGAACCUCAGCCACAAACACGGAUACUGUGAGACCCGCGUCUCGGUUCGGACCCUGGAGUUCAUCAAACACCAGGCUCAGCAGGCGGACAUGAGCCACCUGUCAGACACGGUCCAGCGGCUGGCGCUGCAGUCCCGCACCUGAACCUGAACCUUGCUCCACGACCGCAGGAGAAUGUUUCUGCGCCAAGGUUUGUGUCAAUAAAAGAUAACAAGAAGCACAAAGAAGAAGAAAAAAAUGCCCGAAUGUGUUUGGCGUGAGGACACUUUGUGAACAUUUCAAGGGGUGUGAAGAUUUCAUUUUACAUUUCAGCAUUAAAUAUUUACAAUCAGUUUGGACCAAUAUAAAAAAAGAGAGAGCUCUUCUUGUGCCAAAAUGUCUUGUUUUUUUGCACUAAACUUUAAAGAAAAUUCUUUCAAGUUGAGUUCAUUGCUGCUAUAUUAAGUGUGAAAAUGUGGGGGGGUCCAUUACAUAAAGUAAACUACAAAACCCCUAAAUGAAUGAUCACGUGAUUCAAAGUUUGCGAAGAAAGGAAAAAAAUGAUAUUUCUCUGCAUGUUUUCUGGCCUUCUGUCUCGAGUCACAUGAGGGCGAUAAACGAGCCAAUAAGCAUCAGAUCUUCAGCAGACUUUCAGCCCAAUUCUUGUCGUCCAACUGAAAUGGCUUCAAAGUCUGAAAACACACCGCCACGGUGCUAAAAACUAAUAUUUUAGCAGUGGUACGUCUUUGUCACUACUGCACGUUUUGUUGUAAUUUUCAAAGAAAACUAUCAACUUAUGCCACAACAGUUCUUAGAAUUGCAACAUCAUCUGGCAUCACACACAGUUUCUAUCGUGUUAAUAUUAUCGGUUUAAUAAUAUCGUUUAACAUGUACUCCUCAUGCAUUUGUAGAAAAUAAACAUUCAUCCUGCUUUGUAUUUACAGUAAAUUACCAAUCUAAGUAUGAAUCUAUUUGUAACCCUGUCGUUUAAAGUGCAAAGCUAAUGUACCAAUUGCUUAUUAAAUAUCUUAUGAACUGGA
Molecule: messenger RNA, 3968 nt
Organism: Perca flavescens (yellow perch)
Lineage: Eukaryota; Metazoa; Chordata; Actinopteri; Perciformes; Percidae
Gene: vps35l
Product: VPS35 endosomal protein sorting factor like
Exons: 30
Coding region: 181-3093 (970 amino acids)
Biological process (GO): endocytic recycling
Cellular component (GO): endosome
Source: RefSeq, a predicted model, not a curated record